UUUCAUUUUCUGAAUGUUGAGAGAGGAGAGAGAGUCGAUAAAGAAGUAAACUUUGAAGGUUUUUUUUUUGUUCAAGUAGAGUGCUCUGUUUUUACUCUACUCUGCAAUGCGCAAUCAAAGUUGAAGAAAACCCAUUUCAAGAAAAGAGGUAUCUUACCUCGACAUACCUAAACAGCUCUUUUGUUAUUCAUAGAAAUUAUGGAGGUUAGUAGCAGCCAAAACAGCGGUAGUGUACUGUGGUUCUUUAAGGACAAAGGAUUUGAUGACAAAAACAUCCAUGAUAUGUUUAAAAGGUGCAAGCGGCUCGAGGGCUUGCAAAGGGAGAAAGCUUCACAAAACUGGGCUUAUUUAAGAAGCAUUGGUAUUCAAGAGAGGAAACUUCCAUCAGUUGUACUCAAAUGCCCCAAAAUCCUUACAUUCAGUGUGGAUGAGACACUUGAACCUAUGGUUCAGUGCCUCAAAACACUUGCUACAAAGCCAGAGGAGGUUGUGACAGCUAUAAUCAAAUUUCCUUAUAUCUUCUCUCACAGUACAGAAGGAAAGCUGUGUCCUUUAUUGGGGUUCUUUGAGGCCCUUGGGAUUCCCGAAAAACAACUUGGUAAAAUGUUAUUGGUGAACCCUAGAAUAGUAAGCUACAGCAUAGAACCGAAGCUAACUCAAUUUGUUGAUUUUCUUACCAAGCUUGGGCUAGCUGAAGAGGGGAUGAUUGGUAAAAUUUUGGUGAAGAACCCAUUUAUAAUGGGUUACAAUGUUGAGAAGAGGCUGCGACCUACAGCAGAGUUUCUAAAGACAGUUGGUCUGACGAAAACAGAUCUUCAGAAGGUCGCUGUAAAUUACCCCGAGGUUCUGUGUCGUGAUGUUAACAAAGUUCUUAAACCAAAUUUUGAUUAUUUGAGGAGCUAUGGGUUUGGUGACUCGCAAAUAGCAGCUUUGGUAUCUGGUUACCCCCCUGUACUGAUCAAAAGCGUCAAGAACUCUUUGGAGCCAAAACUGAAAUUUCUUGUCCAAGUAAUGGGAAGAAGCAUUCAGGAUGUUGUGGAUUAUCCCGACUUCUUUCGACAUGGUUUAAAGAAGAGCUUGGAGUUGAGGCAAAAAGUAUUGUCUCAGAAGAAUAUUGAUUGUAGCUUGAAUGAGAUGUUGUACUACAAUCGAAAGAAGUUCUGUUUGAAAUAUGGUUCAACCUAGGAAAUCUGCUAGCGCUGCAACCUUUUGUUCACUCCCAGUUCCUCAUUUUCUGUAAUCUAUUUCCGUUAUUUGUAGUUAUAGACUUUUUUCAUGAGGCAUAAUAUAGAUAUCGUUUGGUAGUACAGUUCUGCAAUUGUGCUCACUCGAAAAAAAAAAUGUGCACAUAUUGCUAGCAUGAUCAAACAUUAUUUAUUUAUGUAUGUUCUUCAAUCUUCUAUAUUGAGGAAAGUAUAAUGGAGCUUUGUCAAUGUUA
Molecule: messenger RNA, 1438 nt
Organism: Beta vulgaris subsp. vulgaris (sugar beet)
Lineage: Eukaryota; Viridiplantae; Streptophyta; Magnoliopsida; Caryophyllales; Amaranthaceae
Exons: 2
Coding region: 199-1185 (328 amino acids)
Biological process (GO): regulation of DNA-templated transcription
Molecular function (GO): double-stranded DNA binding
Source: RefSeq, a predicted model, not a curated record